AUGAGCGAAUCGAGCUUCGUGCAAGCCCAGCAACGGGUCGCCGCCCGCCGACAGGCCCGCGAGGUCCAGGCCGCCGCCCGCAUCGCGGCGCAGCGAGAAGCGUCGCGCACCAGCACGCAGCUGCAGCGCCUGCCGUUCCCCCUGAGCCGCCUCGCGCCGGCCUGGGAUGCCGUGUCGUCGCGCGAGGGCACGCGGCCGGCGUUUCGCGUCGCCCAGGUCGACGCCGAGCUUCUCGACGACGAGCUCGUCGACCUGCUUAAGGCGCAGGUCGCCGACGCCCUCAAAUACUUUGCCGGCGGCCAUCUGCAGGACGACUGGUCCGACGAGAUCAUCCUCGCGCUGCGCGCCGUCCUCUUCAAGCUGACCAUCUGGGACCACGACGCGACGUACGGCGCGGCCCUGCAGAACCUGAAAUACACCGACGCGCGGAGCACCGGCCCCGUCCUGGUGGCGCCUUCGCGGGCGCAAAAGUCGGUCUACGGCCUCGUCAGCGUCGUGGGCAAGUACGCAUGGACCAAAUGGGAGGGCUGGCUGGUCGAGCAGGACGACGGGUACGACGAGCCCAGCCCGCGCGUGCGGCUGCUGUCGCGGUGGACGUCGCGCCUCACGACGGUGCACUCGGCGGCGGCCUGCGCGUCGUUUCUCGUCUUUCUGCUGCACGGGCGCUACCGCACGCUGCUCGACCGGAUACUACGGAUGAGGCUGGCGCCGCCGACGAGCCAGGUCAGCCGCGAGGUGUCGUUUGAGUACCUGAACCGGCAGCUGGUGUGGCACGCCUUUACCGAGUUCCUGCUCUUCGUGCUGCCGCUCAUCGGCAUCAACCGCUGGCGUCGCUGGCUGAGCCGCACGUGGCGCAGGACCAAGGAGAUUGUCAACACGAGCAGCGCGAGCGCCGCCGAGGGCGGUGCCGGCGCCUCGGGCGAGUACGGAUUCCUGCCGGAGCGUACGUGCGCCAUCUGCUACCAGGACCAGAACGAGGCCACCACGGAAAACGAAAUCAUGCUGGCGGCGUCGAGCGGCGUCGUCGGCUCCGCGCAGACGGAUGUGACGAACCCCUACGAGACGAUUCCCUGCGGCUGCGUCUACUGCUUCGUGUGCCUGGCGACCCGGCUGGAGCGCGAAGAGGGCGAGGGCAUUACGUGCCUGCGGUGCGGCGAGCACGUCAAGGAGUGCCGGCCGUGGGACGGCGAUGUCGUGGAGCCUGCCAGCACCAGGUCAGGGGGGCACAAAACGGUGGCCUUUUCCGACGACGUUACGGGUGGCAUGGAUGAAGAAGAGGAGGAGGAGGAAGAAGAAGUCGAGGAAUAA
Molecule: messenger RNA, 1308 nt
Organism: Akanthomyces muscarius
Lineage: Eukaryota; Fungi; Ascomycota; Sordariomycetes; Hypocreales; Cordycipitaceae
Exons: 1
Coding region: 1-1308 (435 amino acids)
Biological process (GO): protein import into peroxisome matrix
Cellular component (GO): peroxisomal membrane
Molecular function (GO): zinc ion binding
Source: RefSeq, a predicted model, not a curated record